AUGGACACCGCCGUCUUCUCCGCCGCCUCUCUCUUCGACGACGACAGCGACGACGACAGCCGGCGAGACCAGGCGCAGGUGGGCGCCGACGGGGAGAGCCAGGAGCAGGCGCUGGAGUACGAGGAGAGGCUCCACAAGUUCCCAGGCCUGGACUUGAGCAUCAGAGAAUUUUCAUGUCAUCAGCUAAAUGCCAAUCUGCUAUGGCCUGGGACAUUUUUCUUUGCUGACUGGCUAGUUAAGAAUCCAUCAAUCCUUGAUGGUCAACGAAUCCUGGAACUAGGAAGUGGAACAGGGGCUUUAGCCAUUUUCCUACGGAAAACAUAUGGAGUGGAUAUUACGACUUCUGAUUAUGACGACAAGGACAUUGAAGAAAAUAUAGCUCACAACUGCAGAGUUAAUAAUUUGGAUCUGCUACCUCACAUCCGACACACCUGGGGAGAUCCGUUUCCCGUCCCCCGCCCCGAUUGGAACAUUGUGAUCGCCAGUGAUAUUCUACUAUAUGUUAAGCAGUACCCAAACCUGAUAAAGACGCUAUCGUUCCUUCUGAAAGAAUCCGAUCUUAACGCGCAGAGAGAUGGCUGUACAAACAUUACAACUAAAUCAGGAGAAGAAGUGGUGGUGACGUACCCCAUGUUUCUGAUGAGUUGGCGUAGAAGGAUCGGCAAGGACCAAUCGAUUUUCUUUGAAGGAUGCGAAAAGGCAGGCCUCGAAGUGCAGCAUCUGGGUGACCUUGUGUACCUCAUCAGCAAGAAGAACUGAAUCUUCGGUUACGCUAGGGGGGAACAAGAAAGGAAA
Molecule: messenger RNA, 795 nt
Organism: Lolium rigidum
Lineage: Eukaryota; Viridiplantae; Streptophyta; Magnoliopsida; Poales; Poaceae
Product: EEF1A lysine methyltransferase 3
Exons: 7
Coding region: 1-759 (252 amino acids)
Source: RefSeq, a predicted model, not a curated record